Messenger RNA from Lobosporangium transversale, 1144 nucleotides. Its product is annotated as Alpha/Beta hydrolase protein. NCBI's taxonomy places the organism in Eukaryota, Fungi, Mortierellomycota, Mortierellomycetes, Mortierellales, Mortierellaceae. Bases 65 to 931 code for a protein of 288 amino acids. The transcript has a single exon. The record is from RefSeq and is a predicted model, not a curated record.
CUUCCAUCUUCCAAUUGAUCCCAACCUCUCACUGUUUCUCUUGUCCUUUGCUCUCUAUCACAUCAUGAGCAUUAUUAAAGACAUCGUUUAUGCCCCUGUUUCCCAUUGGGAGAAACAUACCCUCGAUCUUUAUUACCCUGACAGGCAACUGAAUGCAAACAAGUCACUAAUAGUCUUUGUGCAUGGUGGCGCAUGGAGGACAGGUGACAAAGAUGAAUUCGUUGACAUGGCACAGAGAAUUUCUACCUCUACUGGAGAUGUAGUUGCAGUUGUCAACUACACCCUUUCAGUUGCUGCCAUUAAAGAUGACCCCACGUCUGUCCGACCUGAGGCUCAACACCCUAAACAUGUCCAGGAUGUGGCCAAGGCGGUUGCGUACUUAUACAUGAAUGCAGAAAAAUACAAUGGACACUACAACCCUAACCACAUUUUCUUGGUCGGACACUCCGCUGGUGGACAGAUCACAGGUAUGUUGGCUCUGCGUCCAGAUCUAUUCUUAGAACCGAUUGAGACCGAGUUAGGACUUGAAAAGGGCGUUCUGCAUAGAGCUAUCCGCGGUGUUAUCGGAGUAGAAGGCAUCUAUAAUGUGGAUCGUAUAUUGAAGCGCUGGCCAUCUUAUAAAGACUUCAUUAUUCAAGGCUUUGGGGGAGACCCGGAGACAUUGAUUCAUGGAUCACCAGACGGCCAACAAGUCCCACCAGGAACUGCAUUCAGAUUACCUAAUUAUGCGGUACUUCAGUCGAAUGAAGAUGAGCUUGUGGAGCCCGAGCAGGCUAAAGAGUACCAUGCGCAUUUGCUGGCGGUUGCUGGUCCUUCAGAAGAUAAGGUUAUACUAGAGUUUGGAGACUGGGGCAAACACGAUGCUAUGCUGCAGACAGAACAAUUUGCUAAAACCAUCACAAAAUAUGUCCAUGGCUGGGAAGCCCAAUAAAAAUUAGCUCCACGUGACUAUCAUUUGACGUCAUUUUUUAUUGACGCGAAGGGAGAAUACCCUCGGAUGAAGUCAGAUCAAUAUCAACGCAAGCGAUGAAGCUCUAACCUGCAAGCUCCAGAAACGAAGCAGGAUUGUUGGCUCGUAAAAAAAAGUAGUUUAGUUAGACAAGGUGUGCUGCAAAACCCAAUGUAGUGGAGUACUGAUCACGUG